Nicotiana tabacum (common tobacco) is the source of this 954-nucleotide messenger RNA. The record is from RefSeq and is a predicted model, not a curated record. NCBI's taxonomy places the organism in Eukaryota, Viridiplantae, Streptophyta, Magnoliopsida, Solanales, Solanaceae.
CAAAAAAUCUUUCUGAGUUGUUUUGGAAUGGUGACGGAGCAAAUCUACCACUACUCCUUAGACGCCCCUUCACUUCAACGUGAUUCUGUUGUCUCUCUUCUUAAGCCUCCAACAAUUCCAGAAUCUUCAUGGGGUGGUAAAGUAUAUGUGAAUUCUUGCAGUGGGUUAUUUGUUCUAGCUCUCUCUCCUUACAAUAUUGUCCUGUGGAACCCGACCAUCAGAGAAUCAAGAAAAAUCCCAAGUCCAAUCUCCAUUCAUGGUGAGGAGCGGUCCCAUACUUUUUAUGGUUUAGGGUACGAUUCUCCAUCUUCCAAAGACGAUUACAAAAUAGUUAGACUAGGAUUAAUAUAUCAUCCAGAUGGACAUGAUGUUCAAAUAUUUUCGACCAAGAGUGACUCGUGGAAAUUGAUUGGGAAGCUACCCGUAAGCUAUGACAUUGAGGGAGAUAUGGUUGUUGCUGAUGGAAUUGUUUAUAUGAUCAUAAAUGAGCCACCCGACAAUAAAUUUAUUUUAUCUUUGUGUUUGAAAAAUGAAAAUUUUGAAGAAAUAUUGUUUCAAGGUCAUCGGGACCUAUUAAUGGAAAAACCAAAUUUGUUCACUGUUGAAGGAUGCCUUUGUUUGACAAAGUUUUCGUCCCUUAUUAAUGAGUUGGCCGAUUUCGAGGUUUGGCGUAUGAAAAAGAAUGGAACCAUGAGCUAUUCAUGGAGUAAAGUAUUAGCAAUUACAGUGCCAGUGCCAGAUGAUAACUGGCUUUGUACAAGAAUCCAUGUCCUUCCUGUGAGCUUUAUGAAGGAUGGAGGCAUCUUAUUUCGGAGGAGUAAAGCUGAAUUACUAUUUUACGAUCCAAAAACACAAAAGUUUGAAGAAGUUAAAACUGCUGGGCUUGAAGCAUCACUUUACUUGUAUGGUGCAGUAACAUAUGUGGAGACUUUAAUCUCUCCUAAUGCUCUCUAG